Messenger RNA from Ictidomys tridecemlineatus (thirteen-lined ground squirrel), 1442 nucleotides. The record is from RefSeq and is a predicted model, not a curated record. NCBI's taxonomy places the organism in Eukaryota, Metazoa, Chordata, Mammalia, Rodentia, Sciuridae.
GUAUGCAUCCUGAGAACAGGAGUUGAAUUAGUUCUCAAAAAUGGGAAGAACCUACAUUGUAGAAGAGAGUGUUGGCCAAUAUCUUUCAAACAUCAGUCUCCAAGGAAAAGCUUUUGUCUCUGGUCUUUUGAUGGGACAGAACACCACCCAAAGAAGAGCAAAAUGAGAACCUCAAACAUCCCAAAGCUAAGUUGGAUAAUUUGGAUGAAUAAUGGGCCACAGAACAUGCCAAUCAGGUAUCCAGAAUGCUACCAGGGGGACUUUUAGUUCUUGGAGUAUUUAUCAUUACAACUUUGGAACUGGCACAUGAUUUUCAAAAUGCCCUGCGUAGACUAAUAUUUGCCAUGGAAAAGUCUAUGAAUAGAAAAAGAAUGUGGAAUUUCACAGAGGAGGAGAUCUCAGAACAAGUAAUACUUCACAUUUGCUCAUCUACAAAAAAAAAAAAUCUUGUUGAUAUUUUGGGUCAUGAUAUCCAUGACCCAAAGAGUUCAGCAAGACCAGCCAAUUGGAAGUAUCAAAGUGGACUGUCUACUUCAUGGCUUUCUCUAGAUUGUACCAUUCACAUUGAUAUUCACAUUCCACUUUCUUCUACUUCUGUCAGCUAGACUCUGGAAACAAAUACAAAGAAUGGACUUCCACACUGGGCCAAGCAAAUAGAAAAUGAUGUUUAUUUGAUUAAUGGACAAGUUAAAAAUGAAGAUUGUGAUCUAUUAGAAGGACAGAAAAAAUCUUUCAGAGGAAAUACUCAAGCAACUAGUCAUUCUUUUGAUGUGAGCGUGCUAACACAAUUGCUUCUGAAUUCAGACCACAGAUCUACAGCCACAGUUCCGAUCUGCAGUGGUUCUGUAAACCUUAAGGGUUCUGUGAAAUGCAGAGCUUAUAUUCACAGCAACAAACCCAAGGUUAAAGACGCUAUGCAGGCAGUGAAGAGAGAGAUAUUGAACACAGUUGCUGAUGGUUGUGAAAUACUAUUUGAGGACCUGCUUUUGAAUGAAAUCCCAGAAAAAAAAGAUUCUGAAAAAGAGUUCUACAUUCUCCCUCACCGAGUUUUUGUCCCCAUUCCUGGAUCCACUGUAAAGUUAUGUGAUUAUAAAUUUGGUGAUGAAUCAGCCGAAGAAAUCAGAGACCAUUUUAUAGAGAUGUUAGAUCAUAUGGUUCAAAUAGAAGAUUUGGAAAUUGCAGAGGAAGUCAACACAGCUUGUAUGAGCUCUAUGAAUAAUGAAGCUUCAUUGGAACACAAAGAUGAUAAACAACUAGAGCAACCAAUUGAAACUACAGUAAUGUUGAAAAUUCGGCAAAACAUAGGUGUGAUUGCAGCAUUUGCAGUUGCAGUUCUUGCUGCGGGUAUCUCUUUUCAUUACUUCAGUGAUUAGGGUGAGGCACAAAGAGCUUCCUGAUCAUCCAGAGAACACUGGUCAACAACUAUGAAUAAUAAAGAUAUA